This is a messenger RNA of Impatiens glandulifera, 1278 nucleotides long. RefSeq names its product polygalacturonase-like. Bases 1 to 1263 code for a protein of 420 amino acids. The record is from RefSeq and is a predicted model, not a curated record. Gene Ontology annotation, biological process: pectin catabolic process; anther dehiscence; fruit dehiscence. Gene Ontology annotation, molecular function: polygalacturonase activity. Lineage: Eukaryota; Viridiplantae; Streptophyta; Magnoliopsida; Ericales; Balsaminaceae. The transcript has 9 exons.
AUGGCAAUGUCAUAUCUUCUUGUUGUUAUCUUCUUUGCAUCCCUUGUUUCGGGCGAAAGACCGUGGUCAGAGUUGGAACUCAAUCGUAAUGUGAACUCACUUGAUUUGAAUCCUAUGAGAAGGGAACUUGCGUCUCCUACUAAAACAUUUAGUGUUGAUUCUUAUGGAGCUAAGGGCGAUGGAAGUCACGAUGACACUGAGGCAUUUGCAAUGGCUUGGAAAGGGGCGUGUUCCUCUACUACUAGCGCGAUCCUAAUGGUUCCCAAGAAGAGCUAUUUGUUAAAACCGAUAACCUUCUCGGGCCCUUGUAAAUCUGUUGUUAAUGUUCAGAUUGUUGGAACCAUUGAAGCAUCGAAUAAUCGGGGAGACUACAAAGAAGUGAGCAAUCGUCAAUGGCUCAUGUUUGAAAAUGUGGAAAAUCUUGUAGUCCAAGGCGGUGGAACCAUCGAUGGUAAUGGCAAGAUUUGGUGGCAGAAUUCUUGCAAGAUUAAUGAUGAUCUUGCUUGCAAGGAUGCUCCUACGGCAUUGACCUUCCUCGGAUGUAAGAACUUAGUCGUGAAGAAUUUAAAGAUCCAAAACGCGCAACAAAUCCAUGUUUCUUUUGAGAAAUGUAGCAAAGUGGAAGCCUCUUCUCUCGCUAUUUCUUCGCCCGAGAGCAGCCCCAAUACCGAUGGAAUUCAUGUCACAAAUACUCAAAACAUACAAAUUUCCAAUUGUGUCAUUGCUACAGGUGAUGAUUGCAUCUCAAUUGUAAGUGGAUCACAACAAGUACAAGCCACUGGCAUUACAUGUGGACCUGGUCAUGGAAUAAGUAUUGGAAGCUUAGGACAAGGAAAUUCAGGAGCCUAUGUUUCAGAUGUGGUAGUGGAUGGGGUUAAACUCAUUCGAACUACUAAUGGAGUUAGAAUUAAGACUUGGCAGGGAGGAUCCGGAUCUGCAAGUAACAUUAAGUUUCAAAACAUUCAAAUGAUCGGAGUGUCUAAUCCCAUCAUCAUCGACCAAAACUAUUGUGAUCGUGAAAAGAAAUGUAACCAAGAGACUUCGGCAGUUCAAGUGAAGAAUAUUCUUUACAAGAAUAUACAUGGGACGAGCGCAUCUGUAGAUGCGAUUACAUUAAACUGUAGUAAGAAUUAUCCGUGCGAACAGAUCAUGAUGCAAAAUGUCGUAAUAGAGAAAGAAGAUGGUUCUUCGGCCAAAGCUUCAUGUAUCAACGCCAAGUUUAGCGGAUCUAGUGUGGUGUCACCUAAUUGCAACCCUGUUUGAAUACAAAUCAUAAUA